This is a messenger RNA of Kluyveromyces lactis, 1059 nucleotides long. RefSeq names its product mitochondrial 37S ribosomal protein bS1m (gene MRP51). The coding region runs from base 1 to 1059 and encodes 352 amino acids. NCBI's taxonomy places the organism in Eukaryota, Fungi, Ascomycota, Saccharomycetes, Saccharomycetales, Saccharomycetaceae. The transcript has a single exon. Gene Ontology annotation, biological process: mitochondrial translational initiation. The record is from RefSeq and is a predicted model, not a curated record. Gene Ontology annotation, molecular function: structural constituent of ribosome. Gene Ontology annotation, cellular component: mitochondrial small ribosomal subunit.
AUGUCCCAUAUAUCUAAUUUGUUAAAAAAUUCCAGGAUAGCACAAGUGGCAAAGACGGACAAGCCAUUGUUUCGUCCAGGUAACUCUUCUCAUCCAACUCAUCAAGUGAUUGAGACCAAGCCAUCCUCCUUAUAUCGUCAGGAAUGGGGUUUGAAGGCAAGCAUUCCAUCGAAAAUCAAGACCAGAUAUUUGGUUUACAACGAUUUGGACACCCAACAAAGACUAACGACUUUUGAACCAAUGGGUCAAUACCAGUGGAACAGAAUCAGAUUCCAAGAAAUGGGGUUAGCCCCUCGUUACGUUGAAGAAGAAUCCAAUCCUCUAUUCAAUGGGAAAACCAAGAGGGCCGGAAAAUACGCGCCAUUCAGCAAUGCUGUGAACAUUGCUCAUAACACUGCGCCUUCUGAAAAGACAAGAAAGUUGAAAGAAAUUGACCAACACAGAUCAGAAUUCAAGAAGUGGCUGUUAGAGAAACACCCGGAUUCCAUUGCUGGUGUUAGAAAUGAAAACACCAGACCUUUGAAGGCUUUAGCUACUGAAUUCUUACAUGAAAAGAUGGGAAAGUUGAAUAUUAAUACAGCAGCUAACUCGGAGUGGCACAUUGUGGGCACCGGUGGUCUAACUUACAACUUGAAAGGUAGACUUAGACAAUCUCCAAAUGGUGUAAAACAAAAGCACGUUGUGCCAGGCAGAGUUUUAUCUGUCCAGGGACCUGAUCGCGCAGUCGCUGUUGGUGGUUUCAUCGCUGAAGCUAAAUCUGUGGGCCGUAAUCCUCGUGCUCUACAAUACAACAUGGGUGAUUUUGUCAGACAAGAAGUUUUACCAUUUGCCAUUGAAGAUCCAAAGGUAGAAGGGGGUAAUGUAACAUUGUCUGCAUCUUUAGUAGAACCAAGAAAUGACUUCAGUUUUGCUCAGAAGAUCGGCUUAGGUCAAAGCAGAUCACAUUAUACCAGAUCCGAUUCCAGAAACUCUUCAAGAAAAACUGUAAGAUCUGUCACCGCCGAAGAAUCUAGAUCUCAAAGUGAAGAGUUCCUAAACUUAUUAAAGACAACCAUGUAA